Molecule: messenger RNA, 1830 nt
Organism: Mangifera indica (mango)
Lineage: Eukaryota; Viridiplantae; Streptophyta; Magnoliopsida; Sapindales; Anacardiaceae
Product: auxin-responsive protein IAA8-like
Exons: 8
Coding region: 347-1441 (364 amino acids)
Biological process (GO): regulation of DNA-templated transcription
Cellular component (GO): nucleus
Molecular function (GO): protein binding
Source: RefSeq, a predicted model, not a curated record
ACAAUGCAUCGAACGGCAAAUAAGCUUUUGUUACUUUGUGCCAAUGGAGGGUCCUUAGCUUCUACAAUCUCUCUCUCUCUCUCUCCUCUCUCUUUCUCUUCUCUGCUGAAUCGAUCCACUUCUUCUUCUCCUUCUUCCACUACUGAUCCCGUAAAGGUUUAGCCUGGCAAGUGUUUAGCUUCUCGCUUCUAAGAUUUCUUGCUCUUGAAAAAGUUCAGUUCAGUUCAUUCAGCUGGAGUGAACUAAACGGGUGAUUUUUGGUGGUUUUUUUGUUUCCUGAAGAACGUUGUUACUCUUAGAUUACACAAGCUACAGAAAAUUUCAGUGUUUCUGUUUUCAAACUUUGAUGACUCCACCGCUACUUGGUGUUGGGGAGGAAGGUGGUCCUGGAAAUGUCACUUUACUACCUUCUUCAGCCUCCAUGGAGAGCAUAUGCCAGAAUGGCUCUGAAUUAAAGGAGCGUAACUACAUGGGAUUAUCAGAUUGUUCUUCAGUGGACAGCUCAGUGGUCUCCAAUGUCUCUGAUGAGAGCAAAACAAGCCUUAAUCUUAGGGCUACUGAGCUGAGGCUCGGACUUCCUGGGUCUCAGUCGCCUCAGAGAGAUCCAGAACUUUGUCUGUUGAGUACCACACAGCUUGAUGAGAAGCCUCUGUUCCCUUUGUAUCCUACAAAUGAUAAUCUCUAUCCAGCACAGAAGAAUGUUGUUUCCGGCAACAAGAGAGGAUUCUCUGAUGCUAUGGAUGGGUUCUCAAAGGGAAAAUAUCUUUCUAAUUCUGAGCUCUUGUCACCCAGGCCUGCUCCAAACUUAGGACUGAAACCAGGUUCUAUGCUAGAUAAUGUUGGGGCUCAACCAGCCAAAGCAAAAGAGUUAGCAACCCAGAAAGCAGUGCAGGAAAGACUUCAUGUUGCCGGUGAAACUAGAACUAACCAUAAUGGCUCUACAAACAACAAUAACAGUGCACCUGCUCCCAAGGCACAGGUUGUGGGUUGGCCACCAAUUAGAUCAUUUAGGAAGAACUCUUUGGCUACCACUUCAAAGAACACUGACGAAGUAGAUGGAAAAGGAGGGCCUGGUGUUUUGUUUGUUAAGGUCAGCAUGUAUGGAGCUCCUUAUUUGAGAAAAGUAGACUUGAAAAAUUACUCAAAAUAUCAGGAAUUAUCUUCUGCCCUUGAGAAGAUGUUCAGCUGUUUUACCAUUGGUCAAUAUGGAUCUCAUGGAGCUCCCGGUAGGGAAAUGCUGAGUGAGAGCAGGCUGAAGGAUCUGCUGCACGGUUCAGAAUAUGUUCUGACAUAUGAGGACAAAGAUGGGGAUUGGAUGCUUGUGGGUGAUGUCCCAUGGGAGAUGUUUAUUGAUACAUGCAAGAGACUGAGGAUCAUGAAGAGCUCUGAUGCCAUUGGCCUAGCUCCAAGGGCCAUGGAGAAAUGCAGAAACAGAAAUUAGCUGCUGCAGACAUGAUUGUCACUAUCCAUCCAGCAGUCCUUGUGAUAAAUAAUUCCAGGAGAAGGUAUCAAAGCACAUGCAUGAACCAUGAACCAAAUUCUUCUUGUAUGUCGAAGAAUGGAAGGGUGUUGGACCGGGUAGGGGAUCAUGAACAUCUUCCUUGAUCAUGUUACUAUGUUUACAUUCUCAUUGUGAGGUAUUUACAUUCUCUAAUCUAUGUUUCUAAUCUAUUAUAAUUAUGUAACUCCUAGACCUUUUAUUUGGGAGUACCUCUAAGAUUGGGACAAGUUCCUGUUAUAAUACAGGCACCUUAGUUUGUAAAAUGCAUUGGCUGUUGAACCCAUUAUGUCUGUGUGUAUGCUAAAAGACAGUGUGCAAGUUAUUUGUAA